Molecule: messenger RNA, 1787 nt
Organism: Chrysoperla carnea
Lineage: Eukaryota; Metazoa; Arthropoda; Insecta; Neuroptera; Chrysopidae
Gene: nesd
Product: protein nessun dorma
Exons: 2
Coding region: 27-1739 (570 amino acids)
Biological process (GO): spermatogenesis; male meiosis cytokinesis
Source: RefSeq, a predicted model, not a curated record
UUCAAAAUAAAUUUCAGUUGAAGUUUAUGGUUUGCAUGCAAUCGAAAGUUCUCCAAAAAAGUUUGAGUUGUGAUUUACUAAAAAUGGAUGAAACUUAUGUGUAUGAAAAAUCAGUUGAAGAUCGUUUAAGUGAUUACAAUGAGAUACUUCGCAUUGAUGGACGAAGUAUUCCAGCAUCACAAAUUCAACGCGAAUGGUCGUAUCACCUUGAAUUGGCUAUUGAUCCUGCUGGAUGGCAAGCACUUUGGAAAAUACCCCAAAAAGAUUGUGAGUUUUAUGAAAUUGCUUAUCCAAAUAUUGUCAUUGUUUACGUGGAAGAUAUAUCAUUCAUUACCUUAGUUGCACGAGCUAAGGUCAUCGCUGUAAAAAAUGACAUCCAUUUACCAGAACAGUUAGAAGUGAACUUAAUAGAUUUAUAUCCGACCAUCGAACAAGAUCAAACAAUUGCGUUAAAUAUGUCUUCAACAGCAGAGAAUAUCGAUAUGCUACGUUAUUUUUACAAUAACGUAUGGAUGCCUUGGGAUCAGGAUGAUGAUGAAACUGACUGGCCUAGUGUUCACUUAGAAUCUCGAGUACGACUCAGUUUUGAUUUAAAAUCAGGGUCAAUGCCGCGUAAUGUUUUAGUGAAGAUAAAAUCAUUAAUUAAUGAGGGAAAAUCGAUUAUCGAUAAACUUCGAACACUUGAAGAGGACUUAGGUGAUUGUGAUGAAAUCGAAGCUGUAAAUCCAAAGAAAAUUUAUGAACUAACAACGUUGAAUAUUCGUUUAGUUCAAAUUCGUACCGAAUUUGAGAUAUACGAAAAUGUAGAGCUACGCAAAGUUUUGAUUAGUGAACAAAAACAAGAAAUAAUUUUAUCUAAACCUAAAAAUUGGGUGGUUUUAACAUCGAAAUCAAUUUCAGAACAUAUUAAAUAUUUACAAGCGUAUGAAAAUCUAAAUCCAGACACAGUUCCACAAACUGCAGUGACCCUAAAAAAUGCUUUACGAAAUGCUAACAUUUUUGAUAAAAUUUACUUAGAUAAUGGAAUUUAUCAAGUAAAUUCUUUGGAUAAUUUGGAAAGUGGUGGUAAAAUUCAAGGACUCUUUGAUAGUGUCAUUAUUCAUGAUGAAGAUAAAGUGAUCACUCUUUUCGAGAUAUUCGGUAAAGAUGUACAAUUUGAAAAUUUACAUUUACGGUUAAAAUAUGCAACCACCGGUAUAUCAGUAAAGCAAGGUCGGGUUAUUAUGAAAGAUUGUACAUUGAAUUGCGAAGAAAAAUCGUUUAUUCGGCAGGGGAUUCUUGUACAUUCGGGCUGUGAAUUAAUUAUGGAAAAUUGUAACCUUAGCGGUUUUAAUUUUGCGAUUGUUUGUAAACCAAAUGGGAAAAUUCAUUUAUCGAAUUGUACAUUGAAACAGAACAAUACUGGAAUUAUGUUAUUUGAUGGAUCGAACAUUACAAUUGAAGAUUGUUUUAUUCAAGAAUGCCUGGAUUAUGGAAUAUGCUUUGAAUCAUUAAAUAUGCCGAGUGGAAUUGUGAAUAUAGAAGAGUUUAAAAGUGUUCCAGGAAUCUUGUUAUCUAAUAUUAAACUAGAAAAUAAUAUCAAAGGUGAUAUAAAAAUAAUCGAAAAGAAAACUAGUAUCAAACAAUUGUGUGCUGGAGUAACACCAAUGAAAAAAAGUCAUUUUAAAGAAAAUUUACAAGAAAAACUAUGUGAUUUGAAAGAUGAUGUUGACAUGGAAGGGAUUUCUCCAUUGAGCUGAACUUAUGUACUACAAUUGAAACAAAUAUGUUUAUAAAAAUGUGAUUAA